UGAUUUAUACGUACGGAACUAAUUCAUGUGGGGAAACAGCACUUCCCAUCAUUUCUUCCUUCCGGAUCUUCCUCAUCGACAAUCAUGUCUUUAGCAGAGUCGGCGUCCGUCAUCAAUGGUGCUUUUCAAGACAUACCCGUAAUCGAUCUUUCUGGUGCAACGAGUCCAGACGAGAGCGAGAGGAAAGCACUUGCCUAUCAGAUACGUGAUGCAUGCAUGAAUGUAGGGUUCUUCUACGUCAAGAACCACGGGAUACCACUAGAAUGCGUAGACAAUAUCCUCAAGGUCAACAAGGAGUACUUCAGCCUUCCAACGGAGGAAAAGCUGAAGGUGUCGAUCAUGCGAGCUUUCCCCUGUGUUCAGAGUCGUUAAUGAGUCUUUGUAUAGCUUAACCACAAGACCGUCGCCAACUUCAAAGGAUACACUCCGCUUCUCGAUGCGAACAUCGAACCCGGAAACAGAGGGGACCUUCAU
Suillus paluster is the source of this 474-nucleotide messenger RNA. RefSeq lists its product as uncharacterized. The transcript is spliced from 3 exons. NCBI's taxonomy places the organism in Eukaryota, Fungi, Basidiomycota, Agaricomycetes, Boletales, Suillaceae. The coding region runs from base 85 to 372 and encodes 95 amino acids. The record is from RefSeq and is a predicted model, not a curated record.